GAAGGUUUUGCUCGAUAGAAGCAGCUCGGGUUUAUAAAAGGGCACAUAUCUGAAAAAAUAAAAACUGCUCAGAGAAAGAAUUAUAAAAUAUGCUUGAGAAUCUUAUCAAUUGAAAUUGUAUCUGGCAACCCUGGCACAAAACAACGUCACCUCACCCACACACAAACGCUCGAAGAAAACAACGAAGGAGAGACCCAAACAAAAAAAAAAAGAAAACACAAAUUCGUCAUUGUCGCUGGACUUUAGGCCUUGAAAAUGGCUAACAAUCCGACGCAGACCCUCCACCAGGCAAUCAAGGCCGAGUUCGGCACCCAGAGCACCAGCGAUCUUUCGAAAUUGAGCAGUAUAAGUGGCACAAACCCACAAAUGACGCCGAGAUUCGCGAUUCCGCAGCUCAAAAUUCCUCAAUUGCAGCUACAGGCCAAUGCGAAUGCAGCUGCCCAGCAAGAAUCCCGCCAAGCGGCGGAAACACACAAUCAGUUGCUCCUCAAUGAGAUCCAGUUGAGGCAACAGAGCCAGCGAUCCGAGAGCGAGAACAAGCCACAAUUAGUGGGAUUUGUGAUACCCCAACUGGGAGCAACGCCCAUGCAACCACUGAGUAUACCCCUGCUGUCCAGACUGGAGCGUGGCGUGGAUAAGCUGCAAAUAGGCGAUGGGGCAACGAACACAGACACUCCAGCAUCACCACUCAUUGACCUUUCGUUCACGGUGAUUGCAGGGAAUAGUGGCGCACCGCCCAAGGAGUCGGCCAGCAAGGCGCGCCAGCUGACCAGUCGGGAGAACUUUGAUAUACCCUUCAUUGCCUGCGAUCGAGGAAGAAGCACGCCUACUGGCGACAUCCUGGCCAGCAGGAGAUCCAUCAACUACGAAGAGGACGAGCCAGCGAAUAGCGACUACCGGGAGCAGCCGGGACCCAUCGGGCUCAUGCUGGACGCAGUGGUGGGCUAUCCGGAGCCGAGGAAGCCCCGUCUAGUGUACGCCGUCACCCCGCUGGAACGACAGCACCUGAGGAUGUGCCAGCAUAAGGAUUACGGCAGCCAGGUCAAGAGAUUCCGCUUUGAUACUCCCUCGCCGGAUGAGCUCGUGAAGCAGGCGCUGCAGAAGUCCUGGCGGGUCUCCCGCACUUGACCCCAAUUGAUCCUGUUAGUUGACAAUUACUUAUAAGUAAGAACAAAGUAAUACAUUUAUUCAAUAAAUUCAAGUUCAAAAGAA
Molecule: messenger RNA, 1212 nt
Organism: Drosophila erecta
Lineage: Eukaryota; Metazoa; Arthropoda; Insecta; Diptera; Drosophilidae
Exons: 1
Coding region: 256-1128 (290 amino acids)
Source: RefSeq, a predicted model, not a curated record